Messenger RNA from Dimorphilus gyrociliatus, 325 nucleotides. NCBI's taxonomy places the organism in Eukaryota, Metazoa, Annelida, Polychaeta, Dinophilidae. The record is from the annotation of a GenBank genome assembly.
GAUGGACAGGAAUGGUAGUAGGCCCAAGCCCUACUCUAGGCCUAAAGUGGCAGCUCGAAAUAUUGAAUAUCAUCCAUCGGAUGCUGAAGACGAGGAAUCUCCACUUCACAGACCCACUCCACCGAUUCGUAGUGCUCAGAAAAGACUUAUCGAUAUUGGCACCAUCGAUAUCCUUCUAGAGUACUGGAAAUCCUUCGGGAAUGCUUUGGCCUAUCUCUUAUCCCCCAACAAUAAUUCGUCUCCUUGCGCUCGUCUUAUACCAAAAGAGCAAUGUACGGGCUAUCUCUUUGAACGUCUAAUCGUUUCGGCCUACGGCGCUGUGUAG